Hydra vulgaris (swiftwater hydra) is the source of this 1395-nucleotide messenger RNA. RefSeq lists its product as uncharacterized. The record is from RefSeq and is a predicted model, not a curated record. NCBI's taxonomy places the organism in Eukaryota, Metazoa, Cnidaria, Hydrozoa, Anthoathecata, Hydridae.
ACAAUAAAGUUUAAGUAUUUUUAAUCACUUUUUUUAUUGCAGCAGUCUAGAAAUUGUGAAUGCCUAACUACUUUAAUUUUUGGCUUGUACAAGCAGAACAUUUAUCAUAAUGAGCCAUUUGUCUGGGAAAAGUUUAUACUAUUAGUAUUUUGAUACUUAUGUCAUUCCAAAAGAAAAACAAUGUGUCUGACUUCCUUAUUUUUGACUGCUAUAAAAAGAGUAUUUUUUUAUUAGUCCAUUACCAAAGCUAUUUGGAAAAGUUGUUUUAAGUAAAAUUGAAGAUGACAGCAAAUUUUAAAAAUUCGCUGUGGUUGAAUUUCUUGAUGAAAAAAAAAAAAGUUUGUGUGCCAUGGACGUUAUCUGUUCGUCAUGGCAGAUCAAUGAAAGUUUAGUGUUUUAGCCCAAUCAUUUGGGAUCAUCUCGCCUUUUAACUGCCAUACGCGAAGCCACACUUACUCCUGAAAGUAAUUGGAAACAGUUAAAAAUAAGAAUUCUUUAUUAUUCUGACAGUUAUGAAACUGCUGUAGAACGAAUGGAAACAUUAGAAUUCACAUCAAGCAUUGAAACAGCUGCUGAAAGUGAUGAAGAAUUGUCUAUGCCACCAGCUAAAAAGUUAGCAGUUUGCAAUACAAGUGACACUGAGGUUAAUCCAUCAGUUUCCCCAAGAUUGAAGAAAUCUUUUAAUUGCCAAAAUAUUUUACAACCCACAACUGUUCGAUAUAUUGAGCCAUUUAGUUCGAAUCAUUCUAUACUGAUAUCUUCCUCUUCUGACCAGAGCUUGGCAACUGUUGUGGCUGCUUUAGGCACCCAAUUUUCUGCAUUUGAGAAGAAAAGUUUAGAGCUGCUUGUCAGUAUUCAAUAUGAUUUGAAAAAGUUAAACACUCGCCUAAUCAAUUUAGAAAAAAGCUUAGUGUUUCCUUCUGCUGUUAGCAAUCAGAGCAUAGCAGGACCAUCCCCAUCAGUUCAAUGGAAUUAUUUGCCUGUUAAAGAGGAAAAAGAACUUUUAGACCUGGAUGAAAAAUUACAGAACAAAGACACCUAUGAAUCUUUGAUGAACUUCCUUGCAUCGGUUGGAGGCGACGAUUACAAGCAACUUACCACGGCUAUUUUAAAACAACUAUUGACUAAAAAGGUAUGCUUGUUAUAUUCUUUGUAUGGCAGGAAACAAAAGAAAUCCUUUUCGUCUCUUACGUCCUGCAAGGUGGUUAUAGCUGCAAUAAAAAAAAAGUUUGAAAACGCUAAUGAUAAAGGCAUUAAAGAAAGAAUCGGCAGCUUUCUGGCUACGGCCAUUGAUAGAGACGGCGGAAGAAAGAACAGAACCGCAAUUGAGCAAAGCCCACUUUUGAGCGAUGAAAAUGAAUGUCGCAAAGAUUGUAUCUGAUAGUGAGAGUGUAA